UAUUGAAUGCACGCCAUGAUCCAGUCCUUUCAAUCUUUGGUCCGGAGUUUGGUUUGUAUACCGUGAAUGACAUGAUGUAGUACGGUCUUGUUAUUCCUGCGAGAGAGACUGCACUGGUAGAUCUGUAGAUCUCUACAUAGGCCACAGGGUCGUGCAUAUAGUCGCUGUUUCCUUGCAAUAAAGUCAGUACUAGUACUCUCAUCCUAGCUCUGGGCGUCAUCAAGGUCCUAUUGGCUAUUGACGUAUGUAGUGGAAUCAUGUAGAUGCUUCAUUCCCAAGUCCUCAUCACUCACCAAGACUGGACCAAUUUGACUGAAUAGUUUCUAUGCUGAACAUCUCUCUCCAGCUAUAUCGCACAGGAGGUGGUGGAGAUCAGUCUUGCUGAAGAGAAUACACCAGCACAGCAUGUUUGCUUCAAAGUUACGUGGUAAUCUCAAGAGUGUCAGUUACUUUGUUCAGCAUGGCUAUGGUGUGAGCACAGUAGCCUCGUCAAAACUCAAUGUUACUGGCAAGUUGAUAUCCGCUCAGGCAUCACCACACUCCAUUCCAGGUGUGAGGUAUCAGUCGCACUUGUCUGGUAAUCAUGCAACCACUGUACGAGAUGCCUACAACGCAAUUGAUUCAAUCUUCGAUAGAAUGAACAAGACACGCACAUUUCAAGCUAUUGAUUUGAUAUCUCAAUGUGCUCUUAUUCAACGGCAUGUAACUGAACUACGGAAUCCAAACAAGGUUAGGAAUAUCCUACAUGCUUGUGCUCUGGUCACGGAGCGUGACCAAGCUGGCAGUAUCUGCACUUAAUGAACUAGCCAGUCUACCCACUGAUAUCUGGCGAGAUUACAAGAAUCAAGAGCACCUGAGAUGGGUACUGGACUGGGCAGCAAAGUGUCGCUGUACAAGUCCAGUGUUCACGAAGUUACUACAACAGCAACUUGAUGUCCUGUGCCUUGAUCAAUGCAGAGAUGUUGCCCAGUGUACCCAUGCACUGUUUAUGUUGAAUUCACCCGACCGUUGCCUGGCGCAAAACUUGCUGAAUCGCUAUUUGACCAUACACAGUACAGGUGAUCCAAAGUAUCGUCAUAAUGUAGUACUCUCACUACUUCUCUACUGUACACUGUGUGGUGUAGAGUGCAGUGCCUUGCUGAAGCUGAUCAGUGUUGAUCAACUGAUACAGAAAUGCAAUGGCACACAGUUGCAACUGCUACUUUUGCACAACACUCUCCCUGUUACUGCUAAUCAACGACAACAGAUAAUUGACAAGUGUUCUGUGUGGUUCCAGGAAGAUGUGAAAAGUCAGCAAUCAGGUCGAAUGUAUGAUAUGCUGUCAUACUUCAUUGGCCCAAAGUACACCACUGGCAUGUCUCUGGUUGAUGGUGUGGAAGUUCGGGCAUUGUGCAUAUUCAACCAAGACCAUGCGCUAGUGGAGACUGACGCGUAUCCAGCUAAUGUAUACAAUGGUGUAUCAGUAGAUAUGACUGCAGCUACACGUCAUGGUUUCAGUGUUGUGGCCUGCCUGGGUGUGAAGGAUACACAACUACUACGUCAUCCUGGUCAUGUUCCCAAUGGUUAUCGUGUUCUUGAAGCAUCGGCACUGAAGUGGCAAGGAUGCUACUGUAUUCCGAUGAUCCUUGAACACGGGGCAGCAAAGACCCAGAAAAGUAGCCGAUUUGUUCCUGAUCUUAUGAUCAAUUAUCCCGAUCACAUUCCAGUGUUCAAACAUCUACUGGCACCCAAGCAGUGAUGGUCACCGGCAGUCACAUCUUACAGCGUACUUUGACACCGUCCUUUGUUUUGGAAGUGGCUCCGAGUCUGCUGGGUGGAUGUCGUAUCAUUACCAAGCACACCAAUGCACGGGACCGGUUGAUCUUGAACUUGAGCGGGGAAAGCAAGUAUUCUAUUUAGUCCUGCACACUAACGUAUAGUCCCUCUCUGCUCGGAAUUGAUGUCGUCUGCCUUGCUUAUUGGAAUUUGGAACAGCCAAGGCAGUGACAAACAAUUUUUACACAUGUAUGUAAUUCUUGAUGCAAGACAAUUUUUUUACACUUCAUCUUGCCCGGAAUUGCUCCCACCGAUGAUUUUCACGGUCGGUCAUUCUGGUGUGUUGUAGAUGUUGUCACUUUUGACUGAAGCUACAGGUGGUACUUGCACCAAGUGAAGCUUUUGCCUCAGUGCCCUGCAAAGCAGAGUCGGAUAGGAUAACUAGUGACUACUGUAUUUCUCAACGUAGCCGCUUACGACCUUGUCACAGUGUCUGUUCUUCUCAUAAUUAUGUACAUUGCUUGCUGACUGCCGCAUCUGUUGUGAUCUCAAACAUGUGUGCUGUCUCCUGGCUCAUUUUGAAACAUGGUUUAUGUCAGUAUUGUUAAAAUGUGUGCUGAUAAUACUACAAAUCAUUGUUUUCAACUUUUUACGUUACUACUGCUGUGAACAUAGAAGUCCAGUGGAAUGACCGGGCCGCGGGGACGGCACCCUGGUCUUACUUGCUUAGUUUGCACACGCACUGUGUAACACUUUAAAAACAUGGACCAGCACUGGUCACGGCUGCACGGCCAGCGCCUCGUGUCCGCUUGACUUUGCAGCGGAUUUCAAUGUCCGCUACGGGGUAGCAUACUGUAUUGUUUUGAUAUUGCUAUGUCACAGCCAACCCUCC
This is a messenger RNA of Sycon ciliatum, 2647 nucleotides long. RefSeq lists its product as uncharacterized. The transcript is spliced from 5 exons. NCBI's taxonomy places the organism in Eukaryota, Metazoa, Porifera, Calcarea, Leucosolenida, Sycettidae. Bases 746 to 1738 code for a protein of 330 amino acids. The record is from RefSeq and is a predicted model, not a curated record.